UACUAAUAUAUAUAUAUAUAUAUAUAUAUAUAUAUAUAUAUAUAUAUAUAUAUAUAUAUAGGGAGGAGAGGAAAAAAAGUUACGGAGUAAACCUGUAGAGCUGCGCGAGAACAAGAACAGAGAGUUGACGAAAGGGGAAAUCGCGCGCCAGGAACGGAGGGGGGGUGAUCACCGUUGGUUUGCCGCCGCCUCUCACCGCCGAGUUCAACAUCUUCUCUGUCAAUUGAACCGCCGAUUUGUUUUUUGUUUAAUUCGUGUAAUAUUAGAGAUUUAUAACAGGAUCAUCUUGAUUGAGGUUUCAUGGAUCCUGAAUUAUAUGCAGCCUCCAAAGUUACAGCCAGAACAACUAGGAAGGUGAGAUUUGCUCCGAAAGCUCCUCCUCGUAGAGCCCAGACGCUUGUUUUGCCGAAACCGGAAAAAGUCGAAGAUGAUUUUGAUGCUGUGAAAUCAGAGGAAUUGUUGCGCCGCUUCAAGGAGGCUACUACUAGAAAAGCUAAAGUAGAAAAGAAAGGAUCAAUACAGUUUGUGCCUGCUCCGGAAGGUUUCUUAAAGUCAUUAAAAUCAAAUCUCCCUCCCAAGGGCGCUGAAAAGCUUCAGAACUCAGCCUCUAAUGACGGAAAGUACCAUCUCCAUCCAUUUUGAUGCCGUAAAUAUUUUUCUGAUUUAUUUUAAAGGCAAUUCUUUCUGCAGGCGGUACAGAGGUGCUUCAACCUGAGAAAGAAUACAAUGAACCUUGGGUU
Cuscuta campestris is the source of this 740-nucleotide messenger RNA. The record is from the annotation of a GenBank genome assembly. Lineage: Eukaryota; Viridiplantae; Streptophyta; Magnoliopsida; Solanales; Convolvulaceae.